AUGGUUCUCGAGGCGACGGUGGUGUGCGUAGACAACUCCGAGUGGAUGCGGAAUGGCGACUACGCGCCGUCGCGCUUCCAGGCGCAGGCCGACGCGAUUAAUCUCAUCUGCGGCGCCAAGACGCAGUCGAACCCUGAGAACACGGUGGGCAUACUGACAAUGGCGGGGAAGGGCGUGCGAGUGCUCGUCACGCCCACCGCUGACCUCGGCAAGAUCCUCUCCACCAUGCACGGUCUGGAGGUGGGCGGGGACACGAAUCUGCUGUCAGGGCUGCAGGUGGCGCAGCUGGCGUUGAAGCACAGGCAGAACAAGAACCAGCGCCAGCGCAUCGUUCUCUUUAUUGGCAGCCCGGUCGCUGCAGAUGUUGAAACACUGGUGAAGGCGGGGAAGAGGCUGAAGAAGAACAACGUGGCUUUGGACGUGGUGAGCUUCGGGUGGGACGGCGAGGACGAGGAGAAGCAGGCGAAGCUGGAGGCGCUGCUGGGCGCCGUCAACAGCAAUGACAACUCGCACCUGCUGCACGUGCCGCCCGGCCCUGCCGUGCUCUCCGAUGUGCUCAUCAGCUCCCCCGUGUUCACAGGAGACGGGGAGGGUGGCAGCGGCUUUGCAGCAGCAGCAGCGGCAGGGGCAGCGGCGGCGGCGGCAGCAGGGGGCGGGGGCCUGGGAGGCGACUUUGACUUUGGCGUUGACCCCAGCGUUGACCCUGAGCUGGCCCUCGCCCUGCGCGUUUCCAUGGAGGAGGAGAGAGCCCGCCAGGAGGCCGCUGCUAGGAAGGCCGCAGCUGAGCAGCAGGCAGCUGCUGGUGGUGCUGGGGGUGAGGGAGGGAGUGGAGGGGAGGGUGGGUCGGGAGAGGGGGGGAAGGGGGAUGUGGCGAUGGGGGAGGGGGAGAAGAAGGCGGAGGAGGGGCGCGCCACUGCUGCCCCUGCUGCUGCUGACGUUGCUAUGGACGAUGAGGCAGCGCUGCUGCAGCAGGCACUGGCCAUGUCAAUGGCAGCAGGGGCGGCAGGAGCGGCUGGAGAUGCUGCCAUGCUCGAUGCCACUGCUGGAGGGGAGGAUGCUGAGCUGGCACUCGCCCUGCAGCUGUCGAUGCAGGAGGCAGCAGAGGAGGGCAAGAAGGAGGCUGCUGCUGCAGCAGCAGGGACAGCAGGUGAAGCACCAGCAGCAGCAGCACCAGCAGUGGCGGCGCCUGGGGACGUGGACAUGAGUCAAGUGCUGGGCGAUGCCUCCUUUGUCAACUCCAUUCUCUCCUCGCUGCCAGGGGUGGAUCCCAAUGACCCCUCAGUGCGAGACGUGCUCGCUUCACUCGCCCCUUCCCAGCCCCCCAAGGGUUCGGAAGAGAAGCCUAAGGAAGACAAGUGA
Molecule: messenger RNA, 1359 nt
Organism: Closterium sp. Yama58-4
Lineage: Eukaryota; Viridiplantae; Streptophyta; Zygnematophyceae; Desmidiales; Closteriaceae
Source: the annotation of a GenBank genome assembly